UCUUCAUCAGAGAAGAUCACGGAAGCCGCUGCGCACCACUAACACGGGAGCCAACGCCGCGUUCACACGUCCUGUACGAAUCCGUGGACUUGUUUCAGGCAUCAACUGGGCGUUUCCACCGCCCGUGUCCAUCCCAACAGUUGCCUCGAUCUCCUCCGUUCCCGUUCCCGUUCCCGUUCCCCCAAACUUUCCCCUUUCUCCCUUCCUUCCUCUGGAGUCCUAAUUUGACGCGCAGCUCGAUUCCUCUAUGAUUUCGAGGCCUCAUCCCCACCUCCUCUUCUCCUCCCCUUCUUCUCAUGUGCAAGAACCGACGCGCCGCCAUGGCCUCCGAUCCCAAGCCCCGGCCGUCGUCCCGCUCCUCCUACAGCUACCCCGUCACCAACUCCGGUAGCUACCCCCGCACCACCGCAUCCUUCUCCUCCUCCUCCUCAUGGGCCAUCUCCGCCGACUCCAAGACCUCGUCAUCCGCCUCCCUCGCCGCGCUCCGCGACUCCCUCCCAGAGACCCCCACAAUCUACUCCUUCGCCGAGAUCUCCGCCGCCACCAACAAUUUACUUGCUCGCAGCCUCGCCUCCGGCUCUUCCUCCUCCUGGCGAUGUUCUCUUCGCGGCAAGGACGCCGUCAUCUUCCAGCGCCCCUUCCGCGGCGACCCCGCAGCCCUCCCCGGCCGCCUCGGCGCCGUCUGCAAGAGCCACCACAACAGCCUCGUCCGCCUCCUCGGCGUAUCCCUCGCCGGCGACCACAUCUACGUCGUCUACGAGCACUCCCCUGGCGCCUCCCUUGCGGAGUGCCUCCGCAACCCCCGGAACCCCAACUUCACCCCUCUCUCCUCGUGGAUGUCUCGCAUCCAGGUCGCUGCCGACCUCGCCCAGGGUCUCGAAUACAUCCACCACCACUCCGGCGUCAUCCACAACCGGAUGAAGAGCUCCAGCGUCCUCGUCACCGAGCCCAAUUUCCACGCCAAGAUCUGCUACUUCGGCGCGGCGGACCUCGCCGGCGAGGUCCCCGUCACGACCAGCGCCGAAGACAAGGAGGCGGCGUCGGGGGAGAUCUGUCCCUCGUCCCCUCCGUCUCGCAAGAUGAGAAGAGCGGGCAGUGGCCGGAUGAAGAUCGAGGGGUCCAGGGGUUACAUGGCUCCGGAGCUGCUCGCCGGUGGGAACAUCUCGCGGCGGUCCGACGUGUACGCCCUCGGCGUGGUGCUUCUGGAGCUCCUCUCCGGCGACGAGCCACUCAAGUACCGGUUCGAUAAGGAGGGGAAGGACGUCCACAGGGUCUCUCUCAUCGAGACGGCGAGGGAGGCCAUACGCCCGGAAGAGGACUCCUCCGAGCAGGAGCGGCGGGGGAGGGUGCGGCGGUGGGUGGAUCGGAGGCUGCGGGACUCGUACCCAGUGGAGGCGGCGGAGGAUCUGGUCCGGGUGGCGCUGCGGUGCGUGGAGGCGGAUGCGGCGGCGCGGCCCGACAUGACGUGGGUGGCCGGAAAAGUAUCCAAAAUCUUCUUGGACUCCAAGGUGUGGGAGGAGACGGUUAGGGUUCCGACGGACUUCUCGGUGUCCAUAGCUCCGCGGUGAGAAUAAGCGGUGGUGGCGAUGGAUGUUGACGGGAGUCGCGCGACCGAACGGAUUCCCCCAAUUUUUUUUUUAUGUUUGUAUUUUUGUAAUUUUGUAUUCAUACGAUUUAAUUAUACCUGGAAAACAACAAAAGGUGAUGGGAGCCGAUGCAUCCUUCCACUAAUGGCGAUUUGAUGGCGGGCAGAGGUGGACACGGUGGUUGUGAAAUUUUUGGAGUUAUUGCUUUAUGGUUGAAUUUUUUUUUUUUUUAAAUACUGAUAAGGAUUUGGUGAAUGGUGAUGGCGGAGGGGACAAUGGUUGUGGAAUUUUUGGAUUCGUUGCUUUACGGUUGAUUUUUUUUUUGAUAUGUUUAUGAUUUGGCCAGAGCGUCUAUGUGGGUUGGCAAUUUGUCACUCUCAUGUUUUAAAUGCUGUGAAUAAAAUUUUCUUUUGAUCAUGAA
This is a messenger RNA of Elaeis guineensis (African oil palm), 2007 nucleotides long. RefSeq names its product lysM domain receptor-like kinase 3. Lineage: Eukaryota; Viridiplantae; Streptophyta; Magnoliopsida; Arecales; Arecaceae. Gene Ontology annotation, molecular function: ATP binding; protein kinase activity. Gene Ontology annotation, biological process: protein phosphorylation. The record is from RefSeq and is a predicted model, not a curated record.